AUGAUUGGAGUUUACUGUAACGACGAGCCACAAAAUCGAGCCAAAAGAUACGACGGAUACUACGGUGGAUAUGGAUACGAUGGAUGGGGUGGUGAUUGGUGGUAUGGCGGUCGUUUUAUCGGCUUGAUUCUCGGCAUUUUCUUGCUGAUGUUGUGCUGCUGUGUGCCGUUGAUUUGCUUGGCUGGUAUCUGGUUCAUGGGCUGGUUCGGGAUCAAGGGUCGCCGCGAUGCACGCCUCAAGUCUCAAGGAGUGGCGUACGGUGCACCGGCUCCCCAGAUUGUCCAACUACACUCCGAGCCACAACCUGUCAUUCGAACCGUUCGUGCCCGUUCCCUUUCCCCAACUCGUAACACUUUUGCCACACAGGCCCCCGCUGAACAGGUAAUUUACACAGCAGAGGACCGUUAUUACACCUCUUCCACCUCUCCGCCACGUCACAAUAGUCGAAUU
Mesorhabditis belari is the source of this 450-nucleotide messenger RNA. Lineage: Eukaryota; Metazoa; Nematoda; Chromadorea; Rhabditida; Rhabditidae. The record is from the annotation of a GenBank genome assembly.